AUUUUCCAUUAAUCCCACUUUCCACCCCCAGGCCCUAAAACAUUCCUCAUAAUCCAUCAUAUAACAUCAUUCCUGAAAUCCAUAACCCUACAGAAAAUUCCCCCAAUUUUCUCGAGGACAGCCCAUCUACCCGUCUUGAUCUGUAAUCAUCUCCAGAAACCCUGUAGUUGAUUUCUUUUCAGAUGGGGCAACAACAAUCCAGAGAGGAAUUGUUGUACCAGCAAGUCAGUUAUGGUAACGUGGAGGGAAUCAAAGCUCUUCGCGCCCAGGGCGCAGGUCUCGAGUGGAUUGAUAGAGAAGGGAAGACUCCAUUGAUUUUGGCUAGCAUGAAUUCGGAGCUGUACAAUGUUGCUAAAGCUUUGAUUGAACUGGGUGCUAAUGUAAAUGCGUAUCGUCCCGGUCGAAAUGCUGGGACUCCAUUGCAUCAUGCAGCUAAACGAGGCCUUGAACAAACUGUUAAGUUACUUCUUUCACAUGGAGCAAACACAUUACUGAUGAAUGAUGAUUGCCAAACUCCACUUGAUGUUGCAAGAGCUAAAGGGUGCACCAAUGUUGUACGUGCAAUUGAGAGUCAUAUCUGCUUGUUCUCCGGUUGGCUGCGAGAACUUUACGGUCCUGGCUUUCUUGAAGUACUAGCUCCCCAACUGCUUUCAAGAAGAGUAUGGGUGGCUGUUUUACCAUGCGGAUCCCGUAAUCUUGCAAAGCCUUUCAAGUUGGAGCUUGCCAUAUAUUCUACUCUGCAGGAUUCCCAGCCUCGCACUCUUAUCGCAUUGUGGAAAGCCAAUAUGGAAGAACCAAAGUUUAACCAGCCUGAUCCUACUGUGAUAAUUUCUGAUAUUCCCAACAUCUCAAGACGCUGGAGGCGCAGACGAGGUAUUUUGACCUCCCGAGAGGCAAGGUGUAAGUCUCGAGGCGUUAGGCAGACACGCAUUAAAUUUGCACCUGCAAAUGAAACUGACAAACAACAACUGCAGCGUUUCUGCAAUGCAUGCAAAGGAAUUCCCCAGGUAACACAUUCAAAUUUCCCAUUCAACGCUCAGGCACCAGUUGUUCCACCAACCACUCCAUCAUCUGCAGAAGACGUAGAAUUAGCUAUGGCACUCAAUGCCUCAAUCCAAUCUGCAAUGGAAUCAAGACCACCUUAUGUUGAUGCUAACCCUAAGUCUGGAGCAAGCACAUCCUCCAGCAGUCAAAGUGGAAGUGGGUGGGCCACCUCACCAGCCCCUCCUCGAAAAGGAACUACCAGUGGGUCCGAAAUCCAAGAUGUCGGUCCAAGUAGCAAUCCAAUUCAACUCAUUCAGAAUCAAAAUGAAACUCCCUCUUCUUCACUCCCGUCUGCCCCACCUAUUGAGGAUGCAGUCAUAGAUGAUGGUCCAGUUCAAUAUCCAUCAGUUGAUUUUAGCCCUAUCGAGUUGUCUUCCCCCGUAGUGGAGAACUUAAUUCCUGCUAAGGCUGAUGAAGGGAAGGAAGAUGGGGGUGGUGCUUCUUCAUCGUGUGUGAUAUGCUUGGAUGCUCCUGUUGAGGGGGCUUGCAUUCCGUGCGGGCACAUGGCUGGAUGCAUGUCAUGUUUGAAUGAGAUCAAAGGCAAGAAGUGGGGUUGUCCUGUGUGUCGUACCAAGAUUGACCAGAUUGUACGGCUCUAUGCUGUUUAACCCACUGAAGCAGGAUAUUGUGAAGCAUGUAUGUGGUUGGUGGAAAUAUGCCAGGUUAAGGGUUGCUGAAUGUUUCUGAAGUUAUCGUCUGCAAGGCAUCUUCCCAUGUAUGUGUGCAAAAUACAGGAAACACUCAGUAGUUAAACUUGUAAACCUUUGUGUGGAUAUGGUGUUAUAGAAAUGUACCAAAGUACCAGCAAUAAUUGGUUUCUUCCUUUUAGUGUGAUGAUGUCAAUCAAGUAUAUAAUGUAACUUUUUUUGUAACUUCUUGUAUACCGUGAGUGGCCGUAUCCUCGAGGCCAAAGUUUACAUGUCAAUGUCGAUUUUUUUGUUUUGGGAUGGAAAGCUGUAUUGAAACAUACUCAUUGUGAUAUCAUUGUUCUGCUGUUCUGCA
Messenger RNA from Rhododendron vialii, 2046 nucleotides. Its product is annotated as putative E3 ubiquitin-protein ligase XBAT35. The record is from RefSeq and is a predicted model, not a curated record. The transcript is spliced from 11 exons. Bases 183 to 1652 code for a protein of 489 amino acids. NCBI's taxonomy places the organism in Eukaryota, Viridiplantae, Streptophyta, Magnoliopsida, Ericales, Ericaceae. Gene Ontology annotation, molecular function: protein binding.